Messenger RNA from Staurois parvus, 516 nucleotides. The record is from the annotation of a GenBank genome assembly. NCBI's taxonomy places the organism in Eukaryota, Metazoa, Chordata, Amphibia, Anura, Ranidae.
UCUGCGGAAGUGGGAGCCUCCCCCUCCCUCCCCAAAGGUCCACAAUCUCUGGUAAUCUCCUUUACUGUCUGCAGUCUCUGGUCAUCCCCUGCACUGUCUGCAGUCUCUGGUCAUUCCCUGUACUAUGUCCGCAGUCUCUGGUCAUUCCCUGUACUAUGUCCGCAGUCUCUGGUCAUCUCCUGUACUGUGUCCGCAGUCUCUGGUCAUCUCCUGUAUUGUGUCCACAGUCUCUGGUCAUCUCCUGUACUGUGUCCGCAGUCUCUGGUCAUCUCCUGUACUAUGUCCGCAGUCUCUGGUCAUCUCCUGUAUUGUCCACAAUCUCUGGUAAUCUCCUUUACUGUCUGCAGUCUCUGGUCAUCCCCUGCACUGUCUGCAGUCUCUGGUCAUUCCCUGUACUAUGUCCGCAGUCUCUGGUCAUUCCCUGUACUAUGUCCGCAGUCUCUGGUCAUCUCCUGUAUUGUGUCCACAGUCUCCGGUCAUCUCCUGUACUAUGUCCGCAGUCUCUGGUCAUCUCCU